This is a messenger RNA of Anopheles cruzii, 1489 nucleotides long. Its product is annotated as vacuole membrane protein 1-like. The coding region runs from base 147 to 1388 and encodes 413 amino acids. Lineage: Eukaryota; Metazoa; Arthropoda; Insecta; Diptera; Culicidae. The transcript has 5 exons. The record is from RefSeq and is a predicted model, not a curated record.
GUGCUGUGCUGUGUGUUCAAAUACAUACUCUGUUUCGCAGGAUUGUAAUUGUGCCGAGAAAAAACAUCAAUGACAAUUUUCAUAUCUUCUAUUAACUUUUAUAACUGAUCAAAAGAUUAAACAGAUUAAACAGAAUAGGUUUUACUAUGAAGAAAAAUAGCCAUGCCGGAGUGAGCAGUUGGAGCACAAACAGUUCUGUGCUAUCAGUAAAGAGUGAACACAGGAAAAUGGCCAAAGAAGUUAAAACUUUAGUUCUGUGGAAAUCACCGCUUAAAACCAUGAAAUACGCUAGCUUCGAAGUGCUAUUUCUUAUCAAAACAAAUCUCCAAAGGUUAUUGCACCAGCGUGUGUUGGUUAUUUUAUUGAUCAGCCUACUGUUGAGUAUUUUAGCAUUAGUCUACACACCAGGCCAACACCAACAUUUAAUUGAGGUGUUCAAAAACAAAGGAUUUUUCAUCUUCUACUGGAUGGGAUUAGGUGUAUUGUCAUCCGUUGGGUUAGGGACGGGACUACACACUUUUAUAUUGUAUCUCGGUCCUCACAUAGCAAGCGUUACUCUUGCUGCUUAUGAAUGCAGUUCGUUGAAUUUUCCCGAACCACCGUAUCCUAACGAGAUUCUUUGUCCAGAAAAUAGUACUAAUGGUGGUGAAAUGUUUCCUUCUCUGUGGUCCAUUAUGGCGAAGGUACGCUUUGAGUCGUUUUUGUGGGGUGCCGGGACAGCUCUGGGAGAAUUGCCACCGUACUUUAUGGCAAAAGCGGCUCGUCUUUCGGGCAACCCAACAGAUGAACCGGAAAACAUUCAAGAAUUCGAGAAAUUGCAAAAACGGAAGAAAAGGGGAGAAAAAUUGAACUUCUUCGAUAAAGGAAAAUUGUUGAUGGAAGACAUCGUUGAAAGCGUGGGCUUUUUUGGGAUUCUACUGUGCGCUAGUAUCCCCAACCCGUUGUUCGAUCUGGCUGGUAUCACCUGUGGUCACUUCCUAGUACCCUUUUGGAAAUUUUUCGGAGCUACGCUUAUUGGGAAAGCUAUUGUCAAGAUGCACAUUCAGAAAGUUUUCGUUAUCAUUUCGUUUAACGAAAAUUUGGUGGACAAGUUUAUCCAGUUGCUAUCCUUCAUCCCGUUCGUCGGAGAACGUUUGCAAGUACCUUUUAAGGCGUUUUUUGAGAAUCAAAAGCAACGGUUGCACCGGAAUACCCAUAAGUCAGCAACUUCAUCGAGUGGAAAUCUACUAGCAAAUGUGUUUGAAUUUUUCGUUUUUGCCAUGAUUUGUUAUUUCGUCAUUUCAAUCAUCAACACACUUGCUCAAAAUUGUUGCAAACGAACCCGAAAACAAUUGCAUACGAAUAAUUCUAUCCACGAUAAUUCAGUAACCUCGAAAAAGAUGUCCUAAAAUCAUCCCCGGAAAUUCCAGAAUAAAUUUCGAAAACAAGCAGCAGAUAAGAACAAACAAAACACACCUCCUAUUAUAAAUAUUGAUGAUUAUUCGCCAAA